Molecule: messenger RNA, 1489 nt
Organism: Octodon degus (degu)
Lineage: Eukaryota; Metazoa; Chordata; Mammalia; Rodentia; Octodontidae
Product: leukocyte immunoglobulin-like receptor subfamily A member 5
Exons: 8
Coding region: 39-1247 (402 amino acids)
Biological process (GO): cytokine-mediated signaling pathway
Molecular function (GO): inhibitory MHC class I receptor activity
Source: RefSeq, a predicted model, not a curated record
CCUCCUCUGUCAGAGCCAGAGCUGCAAGAACAGCCAACAUGAUGCCUAAAGCACCUGCUCUGCUCUGCCUAGGGCUGAGUCUGCAGUUGGGGCUGCAGGGACCAGCAGGGACCCUCCCAAAACCCACGCUGUGGGCCGAGCCAAGCUCUGUGAUCCUCCUGGGGAGUUCUGUGAGCAUCUGGUGUCAGGGGAUCUUGGGGUCCCAGAAGUACCGUCUGUACAGAGAAGGAAGAUGGAAGACCUCGGCACUAUCAGUCAUACUCAACAAGGCCAAGUUCUUUAUCCAGUCCGUGAGAGGAGAUGAUGCUGGCCGUUAUCGUUGCUACUAUAGCAGCUCUACCCGCUUGUCACAGCAUAGUGAACCCCUGGAGCUGGUGGUGGCAGGAGUCUACAGCAAACCCAGCCUCUUAGCCCUUCCAGGCCCUGUGCUGACCUCAGGGGGGAAUGUGACCCUCCAGUGUGGCUCACAGAGAAAAUUUGACAGGUUCAUUCUGACUAAGGAAGGAAGAGAUACUCCUGCCUGGACCCAGAACUCACAACGUCUUCCCAACAGACUUUUCCAGGCUGUGUUCCACAUGGGCCCUGUGUUUCCCGAGCACAGCUGGACGUUCAGGUGCUACGGCUCUGACAGGAGUAAUCCCCAUGUGUGGUCCAUACCCAGUGACCCCGUGGAGCUCCUGGUCUCAGGGUCACCUGGUUCAAGUGCGCAAUCCCUACAAGACUCAUCUACAGGAGCCACUGAGGACUCCACACACACUCUUGGCCCCCAGCUCCCCAGCAGAAGAGUUCCAGGCUCUGUCCCCAGUGUCCUGCACCCAGGCUCCUUGGAGGCUCUCAGGCCAUCAUGGCUCUCUUUCCUGACUCAGCCCAGCUGGUGUCCAGAGACCGGGACUUCAAGUGCAGAUAUCAGUCCUGGACAAGGUCAGGGAAGGAACCUGAAUGUCCUGAUUUGGGUCUUGGUCGCCUUCUUCCUCCUGCUUGCACUCCUUGUGCUUUUGCGACUACAGCAUAAGAGUCCUCACAGGAAAGCAGGACCCAGCUCUGCUGCCACCUCCCCAGAGCACUUCAGCAGCCACCAGGCAGCUGACUCUGAAGGCCCUGAUGGAGUUAUUUAUGCCCAGCUGUCCAUCAGAGCAGGAGAAAUGUCACAGCACAAAAUGCUUGCACAUGGGGACCUCAGGAGGGACAGGAGCUUCCCCCAGGUGCACUCAUCUGAGGACCACGGGCAGCCUGGGCAUACUGCAUGAGACCCUGAGGGAUCCUAGAGUCACCUGAUCCUGCAUUCCAAGGGAGCUGCACCAACACAUCUGAGUAUUUACAAGUCAGCUUUAUAAAUAACCAAGCCUCUGCCAAGAAAAUAAAACAGUGAUCAAAUUUAUCAUCAGAUUAAUCAUAUCGCAACCUUAUAAAGCAUCUAUACCUUAGAGUGAAUGAAAGACUUAAAUAAACAAAUUGAAACAGAAAAUCACAAGAAAUUCAAUGAUUUACA